ACUAGCGUAGACGAACACAGAACAAAUUUGAAUUGGCUCAAACCGAACAAUUCUUAAAGCUGUUUUCACGCCCAAACGGAGUUUCGUGAUCUGCUAAAGGAAGUCGGAAAGGCCAAUUUGUUCUCGGAACAAACUUUAAGAAUUGUUCGUCAUGUCGAAUAAGGGUAUACCAGCUAACCCAGCUGACGGAACACCGGAGAAGGAUAAGCCUUCCGGCUGUGCUUGCUGUGAUCGCCCGGAAACAUUUGAUAACAUUGUCCAGUGCGAUCAGUGCAACGAGUGGUGGCACAUGACGUGCGCUGAAGUAACUCCUUCGGUGGCUGAGCGUUCGUGGAUUUGCGGACACUGUAUGCCAUUAAGUGUUCUCUCGCGCACGACGACCUCUAGCGCACGGGUGGCCCGAUUAGCGCUGAAGAAGAAGCAGCUGGAAGAGCAGCAAGCUAUGGAGCAACGCCAUCUCGCCGAGAAGUAUAAGCUUCUGGAAGACGAACUGGAUGAGGCGGGCAGCAACCGUAGCAGAAUUAGCAAGGCAAGCAACCGGAGCCGAAUUAGUAAGCGAGCGAGUAUGGAUAAGGUGAAACAAUGGCAGCAAGAGUGUGCUGAACAAUCUGAAGGCGCAUCAGCACUGUUGCCAGAGGAUCAGUCGGCAAACCCGGAAACAUUCUCUGCACCUGCGGAGGUCGUAGUACAUACUCAGCAGAAGUUUAUGGAAGCAAACCCGAAUCAUCAACAUACCGGUGAAGAUCACCAGGCGUCCUGUUUCUACACUCCAACAUUGAACUCAACGAUGAAACCAAAUGACCUAAACCCGAGCCUAGCCAAUCAGGAUCAGCAGCGAAACACCGGCGCGAUCCCUAAAACAGCUCCUAACAAGGCUCCAAAGCAAAAAGAUGUCAACAUGUCAGUGAAUUCCUACAACUACAAUUUAAAAUACUUAUACUUAUACUAAAAAUCCUUAUCACAGUUUGCUAUCACAGAUAGAUAUUGAAAAUUACAAGUUGUAAGUGCAACCAUUCUUUAAAUCUAACCUAAAGCUAAACACAUAUUUUUCAUAGACUAGCGUAGACGAACUAUAGUAGACGAACACAGAACAAAUUUGAAUUGGCUCAAACCGAACAAUUGUAAGUAGUUUACUUGUUUAAUUGUUAGAUCGCACUAAACAAUGAAAUAAAUAUUCCAGCUUAAAGCUGUUUUCACGCCCAAACGGA
This is a messenger RNA of Armigeres subalbatus, 1208 nucleotides long. RefSeq lists its product as uncharacterized. The record is from RefSeq and is a predicted model, not a curated record. The transcript has 3 exons. Lineage: Eukaryota; Metazoa; Arthropoda; Insecta; Diptera; Culicidae. The coding region runs from base 152 to 949 and encodes 265 amino acids.